This is a messenger RNA of Branchiostoma floridae (Florida lancelet), 4701 nucleotides long. RefSeq names its product ras-related protein Rab-14. Gene Ontology annotation, molecular function: GTPase activity; GTP binding. The transcript has 10 exons. Gene Ontology annotation, biological process: defense response to bacterium; endocytic recycling; Golgi to endosome transport. Lineage: Eukaryota; Metazoa; Chordata; Leptocardii; Amphioxiformes; Branchiostomatidae. The record is from RefSeq and is a predicted model, not a curated record. Bases 132 to 779 code for a protein of 215 amino acids. Gene Ontology annotation, cellular component: trans-Golgi network; recycling endosome; phagocytic vesicle.
AACCUUUACCUUCUUACCUCUCAACUCUGACCUCUCAUCUCUGACCCGCAGGUCAGAUUUCCUGCGCCGCCAUCUUGGACAAGCCGGAAAGUAAAGAAACCACAGGGGGAGGCUGUAAAGGUGCUGCAACCAUGGCAGCGGGUCCGUACAACUAUUCCUAUAUUUUCAAGUACAUCAUUAUCGGGGACAUGGGAGUGGGGAAAUCAUGUCUGCUGCAUCAAUUUACAGAGAAAAAGUUCAUGGCAGACUGCCCACACACCAUCGGUGUGGAGUUCGGAACCCGCAUCAUCGAGGUAUCAGGCCAGAAGAUCAAACUCCAGAUCUGGGACACAGCAGGCCAGGAGCGCUUCAGGGCGGUAACCCGGAGUUAUUACAGAGGUGCAGCAGGGGCCCUGAUGGUGUAUGACAUCACAAGACGAAGUACAUACAACCAUUUGAGCAGCUGGCUGACAGAUGCCAGGAACCUGACCAAUCCCAACACGGUUAUAUUUCUAAUUGGCAACAAAUGUGACCUUGAGGCACAGCGUGAUGUAACGUACGAGGAAGCCAAGCAGUUUGCGGAUGAAAACGGUUUGCUAUUCCUAGAGGCCAGUGCAAAAACUGGAGAAAAUGUUGAAGAGGCUUUCCUUGACACAGCAAGGAAGAUAUACCAGAAUAUUCAAGAUGGCAGCCUGGACCUGAACGCAGCGGAGUCAGGCGUCCAACACAAGCCGUCGUCACCCCGCGGCACACAGCUCAGCAACGACCAGCCCGCCAACAAGGAGGGGUGUGCCUGCUAGAACAGCCUCGCUCCCGGCCCAUGCUGCUUCUGGCACUCAGUCCCAGGGGUUCACUAGACCACAACUGGUGGAGGGGGGAGGGGGGCACACAAGUACAGUCAAAACUGCCCAAGAAGACCAUUCGGGGGAAAGAGACAAUCUGGUCUGUGUGAACAGGUGGAAGGAUAUCUCCAGUUCAAUUUUUUUUCCAUCCCACUCAUUGUUUGGGAGCCCAUGUUGUUGAUUUUCCUGCAUGAAUAUGUCAUUUUAAGCUGAUGAAAGUAUGUCCUAAACGUGUCAUUUUUGGGAUGGAUGGGGUGAAAUUAUUUUCUGUCCCAACAAGCAAAUUUCUGUCCUGGGAUGGAAGGAUGCAUCCUUUAGACAGCCCUGACAGGUGUUCAUUAUAAAAUAUUAAGGUACCACCAAAAAGUGGCCACAUUAGCCAGAUUUCUCUUAUGUAGAAGUGGUGAGUUUUACAAGUUUGACAAUGGCCAGACGGUCCUUAUGUAGAGGUGGUCUCUUGGACAGGUUUGACUGUACAAUAAGUAUUACGGAAUUCCCAAUUGGCAAACCUGUACCCAGUGAAAAUGAGUUUGAUGUACAUUUGUAUGAGUUGUGGAAUGCCAAUGAUUACUGAUUUUAAAUUUCAUUAAUGGUUUAAAGUCUGGGAAAAUACAAGUGAUUUGUUUAAAAGAAAAACUUAGGGAUUUUUUUAAAUGUCGGGGUCUCAAUGCACAUGUGACUUUUUGAGCAAAAUGAUGGGGGUCUCUUACCCUUGCAAGAGUAUAUCUGUAUAAUUGGUGAAACUAGACAUCAGACAUUUUUACACUUCCAGUUGAGAUUCAUGGACCAAAUGAUAACACCUUCUUUCUUUACUGGGAGGAAAGCAAUGGAAACACAAUCUCUGCUCUAGUAUAUUUUGAAGGAUUCCAUUUCCCCACAACUCCCUGACAACUCUUGUUGUCCUUUGGCAUUUUGGAAGAAUCCAUUGCUAAAAGGAUAUUCUAGAUCACUAAAAGAUGAGAAAUGAGUUAAAUUGAUCUCUGUCUGGUCAAGUUUGCACUGAAAUUCUAAAUUGAUAGACUUUGUGAAAGUCAACACACACUUGCUUUUUGCCUCUUGCUAGAUAUCACUUCCGAGUGACUUCUUUGAAUAAAUUAAGAUGUCACUCUGACCAAUUGCAAUGUAGCAAUAUUAUGGGAGAUACAUUAUAGUUCUAGUGGAUGCUCUUGAAUUUUGUGACAAAGGUUCUUAAGCAAAUCUAUAAUGCUGUGGUCUAGUGAACUUCCUUCCCGACAUUCAAUCUCAGAGAUCGCUGUACAACUUUACUCUUGAUUCGUUGCUGAGGAAUGUAACAUGUAAUAUUUAUCAGGAAAGGGGGGCUUGGUUAAUCUUAAAGCAUGGGCUGUGUGUUAGCUGAGUCCUGUGUCCUCACCACGCUCAGAAAAAUUGCAUAGGCCAUGUUAUGUCCGUAAUUAAUGCCAUCACAAUUUAAGGCCUCCAAUUUUUGCAAUUGAUUCUCCAACUUUUAUAUGUGAUUGAUUGUUAGAGAAGUCAAAUGCGAGUAUAAGCUUUGUCAGCUGGAUGAUAUAAUAUACUUUUUGUCUUUUUUUUCUUCUGCGGCAAAAUUGAUUGUUAAAAUUGGCAUGGCCAGUGUAUACCAUAAUUAUUUCAUAUACUAUGUGCCAUCCACCCUGUCCACCCCCACACCUAUAAUGUUCAGAACCAAAGCAUAAAAUUUCUGUUGGAAUUUCUGGGUAGGUUUUUAUUGAUUAAUCUGACAUUUUUGCAUACACUUAACUGUUAUGGAUAGGCACAAAAAUGGUUUGCUUUCAAGACACUUUUGAGUCAAAGUAUUCUCAACAUGCUUUGCUGUGUUCACCCCCUUUUUGUAGAAUCAGACUGUCUCUUAGGGGGCUGUCAUACCUUUGUGUAUCCUUUUUUGUAUGAGUUUUACAUGUAUAUUGAUGUUUUUUCAUUCACAGUCGUUCACAUAUUAAAUAUGCUCUUUAUGCACAUCUCAAUCGUUUACAUAAGCUUGCGGAAAACAAUUGAGAUGCUUCUGAAGUGCGUAUUUUGCAUGAGACUUCAUAUGAAAAAAUAUCUAUCAGGCAACUCAUCCAAAAUGAAAAUACGCAAAAGUACAACAGCGCCUUUGACGUCGUGGAAACCAAUGAUUUUGAUAUUAUUAAAAUUCUGCCCGAGAUAUACAAUGUAUGUCCAAAGUGUGGAAGGUGGGAGGGAAGGCAUUUUUAACUGUCCUGUUUUGUCUCUCUAUUGAAUGAUGAAAGGUCCAUGCUAUUCCAUGUGCUGCAGCCAAUUUUGCAAUGCCUCUGGUGUUUGCUAUUGUAUCAAGCCAUAACAGAGUAACAUUCAAUCCAGAAUUACCCUUUUUUGGUGCUCCUUGCCAAGUUUGGUAAUUUCAAAACUAAAACAGAUUAAGAUAUGUCCUUUAUGAGCAAUGUUAGCAUUUUUGUCCACUCCUUUCAUGUCAGACUGUUUUUGUAGUGAAAAAUGGAGAACGACAAAAGUUGAAUUGACAACAGGGUUGCUUGUAGAGUUUGUGCCAGAGACAUUGCACCUUCAAUCUCAUUUUGCAAUAUUGUGGAAAGCUAUGUACUAGAACAUUGUGUUUUCCAUCCCAAUGCUUUCAUUUCUUCGUAUAUUUGUUCAGGGAGGAAAUUUUUCAAGACAUGGCCUGACCAAAAUUGUUGUGCCAGUGAGUCACACACUGAAUCUGAGUGUACAAAUGUAGUUGACAUGUAUCUCUACUGGAAAGUGUAGAACAAUCCCGGGGAGUGCUGCACUAUGGGAUAGCUGGGCCAAAUAAGGUAUGGUCAUGAGGCUGGGAAGUGUGACUUUAACGACGUUCCUGUCCAAGUUUGUAAAUAGAAUUACUAUCGAGCAUUUACUAUAUGGUCAAGGUCGAUGUUGGGUAAAAUUAUAUGUACUGAUUUAGCAUUGAUAUUAAAGGUUCUUUUGGAACACACUGCUCUUGAUGUAAGCAGCUCAGCGUUUGUGGCAAGCUUGUAGCUCUCACAUGUACGUCAGCACUGAAGGGUGGGAUGGUUAAUGGCUUCUGGUUAGGAUGAAGAAUUGAACAAUUUUUGUACUUCUGCUGUUCACAUUAGCCUGGGUACCAUAGAUAGUUAGUUUUGCGGUUGCUCCCCUAUGUGCAGUCUCACCAGUGCGCAAGAAAAGCAAGCGUAAUACUAACUUAUACAUGUAUUAGCCUCUGUUGUAGCCCAUGUCAGACAUUGUUUUCUGAUAUCUGCUGGCAUUCUGAUGGCCAGGCAAGAUCAUGUCGUUGACAGUGUACUUGAUAGCUGUCAGAAAAACACAGAUAGUGGUUUAAAGAUGUUUGUCAUGAGCUGCAACGGAAGCUAAACAAGGAUGAUACCCAGGCUAAGUCAAUGAAGGUUUGACAUCCAGCUGCAGGUAGUAAGAUAUGCCAAAAAGCAGUUAGUACUCAACCAACUGGAUACGAUUUUGGAAAUCGUCAGAUGUUUUAGACAGAUUAAUCUGGUGUUUUUCAGUGUCACUGGCGAAAGACAACAGAUGGCUGUCUGAAACGUCUGACCAUUUCCAAAAUCAUAUCCAGUUGCUUGAGUAACUGCUUUUUGGAUACCCAGGCUAGAUACAAAUGCCAACAAAAGCAACCCACUUUUUUCAUGUCUUGCCCACUCAGAUGGUCCAAGCAGCUCACAUCUUAUACCUUUUACCACAAGGUUUUAGAAAAAUGUAGUCAAUAGACAAUGUGCUCAGUACACAAAAUUGAAUGUAUCUAGCUAGUGAAAUGCUGGUAAUAUGCUCUUAAAGCCAGUUAUCUUUUACAUAUUCAGGAGUCAAUGAUAAUAAAUGUAGCAUUGGAGGGGUUGUCCUGGAUAUCUUGCAUAAAACAGUCAUGUUGGAAAUCUAUAAUAAAGUUACCAGAAAGCAACAA